This is a messenger RNA of Oppiella nova, 382 nucleotides long. Lineage: Eukaryota; Metazoa; Arthropoda; Arachnida; Sarcoptiformes; Oppiidae. The record is from the annotation of a GenBank genome assembly.
AAUAUAAUGCUAGUUUUUGAUAUGAUUAUGUUACACAUUAUCUAAUGGAAAUGUAAUACUAGUUUAUAUUAGUCGAAUAUUAUGGGUAAUUUUGCAAUAGCAUUUUAUUAAAUAAAUAUUCAUUAUACUUAGCUAGUUAGAAUAACUACCGAUUAAUAUUUAUAACAGUAUCGUAAAAUUUUUAUAAAAUAAAAUGGCCACAAGUAAUAAGACCAAGGAUCAAAUAGCGGAUUUGAUACGCAAGUUAAUUGAUGAAAAAGUACAGAAAUACGCGGAUAGUGGCCUGGAUGAGCACGAUCUUCGUGAUAUUGUAAGGGCCGAGGUGAACGCAGAGCUUAAAGAAAAUGGCCUUUUAUUUAACCCUGGCAAUCCAUCGCCUGCA